This is a messenger RNA of Aphanomyces invadans, 917 nucleotides long. RefSeq lists its product as hypothetical. The record is from RefSeq and is a predicted model, not a curated record. NCBI's taxonomy places the organism in Eukaryota, Oomycota, Saprolegniomycetes, Saprolegniales, Verrucalvaceae. The transcript has a single exon. The coding region runs from base 145 to 843 and encodes 232 amino acids. Gene Ontology annotation, molecular function: protein binding.
CAUUACACUGGGGCUUGAACCGACCAUCUCGACGGAUCUGGGUGAGGAGCUGCCACACCACUCGGCAGACGGCAUCGUUCCGCAGCGGGACAGCGACAUCUCACAUCAUCGUCUUGCGUACUACCCGCUCGCACAGCCCGGACAAUGGGCCAUUCAUGGAGCAAACAGCAACCAGACGACUACUACCUUGGCCACAACGGAGGUGCUGCGUACGGCCUGGGCCAUCUCACAGGCAUCCUCAGCCACGACCGCAGGACAGACGUAGUGUACUCGGACGUCGAUGACGCUCCACACACGGUUACGAUCGGGUCCCGCGCAGGUCUGCCCAUCCUCGUGCUCGACUCGGACAACGGCAGCAAAAAGAACAAACCGGUCGAUCUCCCAAGGCGUCUUGGCAUUGUCGUCCGAACGAGUGGUAGUCGCUUGACCAAGUCCGCGACAGUCGUCGUCACGGAUUUCCUCCGCAUCGUGGACGGGACGAAGGUCGUGCCCAGGAACAAAACAUGGGGCACUGACCCACGCAACUGGCAGGGCGUGAAGGGCCCGGCGGAAGCGAGUGGUGGCAUCCGUAUCGGCGAUACCAUUCACGCGAUCAAUGGCUCGCGGCUCGUGAACAAAUCCAAGCGACAAGUGAUCAAGAUGCUCGGUGAAUGCUGUGCCAGCACCCGGCAACAACAACGUAGCUCGGUGGUCGUGACCUUUCGCCACGGCGACAUCAUCCCGGCGGUCCCGUGGGAAACGGAGCAGUGUGUGGAUCCGCCCGAAGGCGAGUUCGUCGAGACCGAUCACGAAUGGGGCUGCCUCGCGCCGCUGCAAAUGAAGGACGGGUCCGUCUCGAUUUAGCCCCCGCUGCCAUGAUAGUGUUAGAUGUCCAGUAUAAAAUCCACCGACGAGCAAUUCAAUAGUUUUUUCAACGA